Ambispora gerdemannii is the source of this 852-nucleotide messenger RNA. The record is from the annotation of a GenBank genome assembly. NCBI's taxonomy places the organism in Eukaryota, Fungi, Glomeromycota, Glomeromycetes, Archaeosporales, Ambisporaceae.
AUGGCAAUAAAGAGGAAAAGCAAGAAUAUGAAACUUAUAAGCCUUGACAAGAAAGUGCCAGUAAAAAAUAGUCAAGGUAAUGGUGAGCAAAAUAAGGCCGAUAAUGAUAAUACCGAGCAAAAGUUAAAGACGAUUAUUAAGGAAGAUAUUGCUAAAAAAGACGAAGAAGUAUCAAGCAAGUUAACUAAUGCUCUGCAAGGACUUUCUGGAAAAACUGAGAAAGAAAGAGAAAAUAGUUUAGUUGACAUUGAAAAAUCAAAAAACGAAGGAAAAAUAAGCGAAGUUCAAAAAGACAAAAUUACUGAGAAAAAAAAUGAACUAGCCAAAAAUGACCCCCGAGGAUAUGGAAAAAUGAUGGCCAAAGUAAUUAAUGAGAAAAUCAAGGAAUUUAAAGUGGAGAUUGAUAAAUUGGGACAAGCAACAAAAGAAAAAUUAGUUAAGUUACAAAAUGGUGAAUUUACUAGUGAUAUCGAAGUGCGACAAGUUGAGGAAAAAGUUAGCGAAAAAGUUAGUGAAGAGGUAGCGAAUGUCGAAUUAAAUGGUUUAUUGACCGAAGCCCAAAAAAUAUUAAAUGGUGUGGUUAAUAACUUACAAAGUCAAUUAAAAAAAAUCAAAAAAGACUUGUAUGGUAUAAAAUUCAGCACCAAUCCUUACCAACAAAAAGCCUACCAGCAACAGGAAUCAAAAGUAGAAAAAUUAUUAAAAAAUUUAGAGAGUUAUUCACAAACUCAACCGCCAAAGUCAAAUUUCUUCCGUCCGGAAAUGGUUAUUCCAGUUUCUUUGGCGGUAAUAUUAGUGACAGUAGUUGCGAUAGUAGUAGUUAAAAGAAAGAAGCGAAUGAAAGUAAAAUAA